Drosophila hydei is the source of this 3208-nucleotide messenger RNA. RefSeq lists its product as uncharacterized. Gene Ontology annotation, biological process: regulation of transcription by RNA polymerase II. Bases 379 to 2667 code for a protein of 762 amino acids. The transcript is spliced from 4 exons. Lineage: Eukaryota; Metazoa; Arthropoda; Insecta; Diptera; Drosophilidae. Gene Ontology annotation, molecular function: transcription cis-regulatory region binding; DNA-binding transcription factor activity, RNA polymerase II-specific. The record is from RefSeq and is a predicted model, not a curated record.
AGGCUUAACCAAACAGCAUGUUUUCUCAAAAGCAACAACAAGGCCGAACAGGACGGACGUGUUGCGGUUCGAGAGUUUGCUAGUGCAUACAAAUAUUAUUGCUAAAAAGAGAUGCUAAUUACAAAAUGAACCGGUGCAAAAAUGAAAUUAUACCAACAUGAGAAAUAAUAUCUACAAAUAUUUAAGUAUUUCAAAAAUAAAUGUGCAAGUGUAAAAUAAAUUGUAAAAUACAAAGUGUGGGCCCAACAAACGGUAGUUCUCUUAUACCAGUCGUGUAACGGGUUUUUGUAAUAAGCGGAUUAAGCAAAGAGUGAAAAGUAAAUUGAUCAAAACAAAGUGCAUAUGCAAGAGUAAAUUUGCAAAUAAAACGGUUGCAAUAUGUUCGAAUUAGAGGAUUAUUCAAGCAGUAUUCACGAGGGUUUCUUCAGUAAAUAUGCAGAUGCGACGGGGCCUUCGUUGGACUUCUAUGUGUCCGAUUCCAUGCAGGAUAUGUUGGAUGUGGACAUACGCGCGGAGAUCGCAAAUGUGGUCGGUAGCUCCAGUGACUUGACCUCCUCGCUCGAUCAUGCACUGGAAGCCAUUUCGGCCAUUAAUAAUAGCAACAACAGCAGCAGCAGUGCCGCAUUGUCAACACAUAACGCCAAUGCCAAUCUUUUGGCCAGCAGCGCGUUGCACGCUUCGCCCACAGCGAAGUGGAUGGGAUCUUGCGCUAAUUUCUGGUCGACAGCCGAUUACUAUGCGGAUGUUGGUGCCUGUGUCAACCCCAUUUCCGUGAUGCCGCUGAUCAAUUCGAAUUCAGGCUCGAAUUCAUUGCUGGGCUCGGGAUCCCCGCAAAAGUCGCGCGGUGCGACGUCAACGCAGAGCAGAUCGGGAUCAGGCGCUGGACAGGCGCCACCCGCUUCUCCCUGUGAUCAGCACAAAUCGCAUUUGACUUUCUCCCCGGCACAGAUGAAGGUCAGCGCCGGCUCGAUGCGCAGGGAGCAGGUAAUGGCCCAUAUACCCAAGCAGAUUUCAACAUUGCCCAUUUCAUCGGCAACGUCAGCCGUAAACAGCGGUGGUAGUGGUGCAGCACCGCCCACCAUGGCAACGAAUGCUGCAUUGCAGCGCCGUAACUCAUCGGCAGUAGAUGCUGUGCGCAAGGAUCUUGGAACAGAAUUGCGCAAGGUGCAAUCGUCCGGCAUGGAAGAGGCAAAGGGCACAACUAAAAGCACCAGUCUGCUGACGACUGGUGGUAUCACCACCAACACUAUUAAGCUGGGUCCCGGCAUUGGUGGCCUGACGUUUGCCAACAGCGCAACCUACAACAAGUUGAAGCAGCAAACGUCUGCGAAGUCUCCCAACGGGGCGCCAAUUACCUCCAAUGGCAACAUUGUGCUGAAGCGUGAUCGGGAAGCGAGUCCGCUGCACAAUAUAACUACGCUGCACGCGAAUGGCGUUCAAAAGCGUGGCAAUGCACCAAAGAGUAUCGCCUCGUCGGCCCAUUCGCCACAUCAUCAGGUGCAUGGGCAAAGCAGCAUUGGCUCGCCAUCCUCUACUUCCUCAACAGCUGGACGGCCCACGACUUCAUCCUCGCCAUUGUCAUUUGCACCAUUGAGCAACACCAGCUUUAACAACGGCAACAGUAAUAACAUCAACACCAAUGUCAACAGCAUCAGCAACAGCAAUAGCAGCCACAUCGUUAAGCCUCUACAGCAGAAGAUUAAGUUGCCGGCAGCCAUGAGCAGCGCAUUUCCAAAGCCGGCCUACUCAUAUUCCUGCCUCAUUGCGCUGGCACUGAAGAAUUCACGUGCCGGCUCCUUACCUGUGUCCGAAAUUUACAGCUUUCUGUGCCAGCAUUUUCCCUACUUCGAGAAUGCGCCCAGCGGAUGGAAGAACAGUGUGCGCCACAAUUUGUCGUUGAACAAGUGCUUCGAGAAAAUUGAGCGACCGGCAACGAAUGGAAAUCAACGAAAAGGUUGCCGCUGGGCUAUGAAUCCAGAACGGAUCUGCAAGAUGGAUGAGGAGGUGCAGAAGUGGUCGCGUAAAGAUCCAGGGGCUAUACGCGGUGCCAUGGUCUAUCCAGAGCAUUUGGAGGCCCUGGAGCGAGGCGAAAUGAAGCACGGAUCGGCUGACUCAGAUGUGGAGUUGGACUCGCAAUCUGAGAUUGAGGAGUCCUCUGAUUUGGAGGAGCACGACUUUGAUGACACCAUGAUUGAUGCGAUGCUCGUCGAAGAGGAAGACAAUGAUAACGUUGACUGGGCCAACAGCGAGGAUGAAGAGGAGCAUGUGCUUCAUGAGUAUGAGCCAAGCAAUCAAACUGCCAAUCACCUGCCAACUGACCAUCAGCUGAUCGUUUCACAGAAGAACGGUGAAUUCGAUAUUGUGGUUGACGAACUGUACGAUGAGAUCGAUAUCGAUAAUGAGAAGCAGACCGUGCGUCACGCAAUAGUCAAUGGGCAGACAGCAAACAUCAUUGAGCUCAACCCGGCCGAUCUAAAUGCAAAUGAUGGCUAUCGGUCGCCUAAACGUGCACGUCUGGAUAUCAACUACGCCAUCGGUCCUGCCGGUGAGCUUGAACAGCAGUAUGGCCAGAAAGUUAAAGUGCAACAGGUGCAUCAAGUUUUGCAGCAGCAGCAGCCGCCCACCUACAAUCGUCGGAAAAUGCCGCUGGUUAAUCGCAUUAUUUAAAUAAAUGGCCUAAGCAGUCAUUCCUAUAUUCAUACAUAAUGUGUAUAUAAAGAACAUGCACGCUAAGUGUUAGGUUUACAAUUAAGAAAUACCCAUCAACUACGCUUAAAACUUUAAUUUUAAGUUAAUUUUUGUAUGUGCACUGUGCAGUUUCGAUCUUUAUAUAGAUAUAUACAUAUAUAUAGAUAUAUAGGUCGAUGCUGAUUGAUCCCAAACGGGUUUGUUAUUCAAUUUGGCUGCGCUCUGUGUAGUCGCUUUUAGCAACUGUGUCGAAAUGAAUUAAUUCUAUGUACAUUGAAAGGGGCUUUCAAAUAAAUGUAUAUGUUGCAAGCAAUAAUUAAUAAGCUCUCCGACUUCACAUCAAAUAUGACACAUAAUUAGAAAGUUUUGUUAAGAUGAAUUUGACGCUUGAGCGAAAACUCAAGAAACGAUUGUAAUAGUUUGAUAGUAUUUGUAAUUGUAUCAAUUCCCAUAAUCCAACAAUGACGAAACAUCAACUAUGUGAAUUGUUUUCCAAAAUCUUGACUAUAACGAGCGUCUU